AUGAGUGUCCCGCGGACUUUCCUCGCGGUCCAUUUCCUUUUCGCCAACUUGUCCAAAAGUUGGAGUCAUCACCCGGUGUCAGUGCACCGUUACCAUUUCAUCAUACCCCUCGUGGCUGACGUGGACGAGAACAACAGCCAGGGCAUUGGCAAGGGCCGCAAGCUCUGCCCCAACUGCAGCGCCGUCAUUGCCUCUAACGCCAAGCGAUGCACUGCAUGUGGGCAUGAUGCCGUGCGAGGGACCCUGCUGGAGUCUCAGACGCACCUGCUCCACGGAGUGAUCCACACCAACGGAUACGGUCACCUCCUACGAAUCAACGGCCGAGAACGCGGCUCACGCCUCGUCACUGGGCGGCAGCUGAUGGGCCUGUGGGACCGCAUUUGCACCAUGCUCAAUGCCAGGGAGGUGACGUGUAUGGACAUGUCCAAGAAGCUGGGUCUGGACCUGCGUCUGCUGCAUGGGCUGGCGUACGGCCACUCGUGGUACGGCCGGUGGGGUUACCGCUUCGGCAAGGGAUGUUACGGCGUGACUGAAGACGUGUACAAGCACGCCGUCGUAGCUGCGGCCGCGACCCCGCUUGCAGUGAUCGAAGAGCACUACAGGGGGCUGGAUCCUGACUUGGUUGCCAUUUUUGAGCAUUACCGGUCGUGGGUCAGCGAGAACACCUGCUCGCUCACUGCUCCCACACUGUGUACACACGACUCACCACCAGUAGCAUUUGCCGCUCCACCAGCGCAUGCAGCAUUACCGCAUGCUAAAAGCCCGGCCCCUCUCACGCCCCGAUUGCGCUCCCAGGGUCAAGGUCAAGUGCAAGAUCCGUCCCCUCUUUCCCCCCGAACCAGGCUCGGCACAGCUUCGGCACCCACUCUGACUGCCGAGCCUAGCUUCAAGGUCUGGGUGAAGCCUGAGAGAGAGGUGCGGGAAAAGAACAGGGGGGCAUCUGCAGGCACUGAAAGUGACGCUUCUCUUGAUAAAGUCUCCCCUAAUGUGACGCUUAGAGAUAGCCUGGGCAAGGGUCUUGCAGCAGCAGAUCAACCUGACAGCAGAGGGAAGUUUAGUAGUGCUGUAGAGGCACCUGAUAAUACACCUGGAAAACCAGGUGGCAACAGUGGCAAGGUUAUGGCAGGUAGUGAUGUCACCUCCCCCAGAAGCAGACAGGGGAAAGGCCUCAUUAGGGCGUCUGCUACUAGCAUGAUUCCUUCUGAACGGCUUAGAGCAGAGGGCGGAGAAGAGGGAGGUUUAUAUGAGAGAGCAGAGGGGGAAGAAAGAGGUUUAGGGAUUCGAGGAGAAGGAAGGGGAGUUGGGAGGAGAGAGGAGACGCGGGGAAUGGGAGCACGGGAAGGGGCAGGUGUGGCAGUAGGGGGAGGAGCAAUGGAAGGAGAUGUGAAGGGCGGGAAGAGACCACGAGGCAGAUCGCAGGUGAAUGUUUUCAAUAGUGAGGAUGAGGAGUCGUCCAGCUCAUCAGAGGAGAGUGCCCCAGGGGAUGCUGAUAUGCCGGAUGCGGCAGGGGGUUGUGUCCUGCUAGCAGGUGAGGAGGGAGCAGCAGUUUCUGUUAGUCGAAGAGGUGGGAGAGAGAGGGGAGUGUCUGGAGGCAAGUCAGGGAGGGAAUGUGCGGCGUAUGGAGCUUUGGAUCACGAGGGCCAAACCGGUGGGGUUGGAAAACGCAUGAAUGUGCGUGACUCUAAGGAGGAGGGCUGUAAUGAGGAAGUGUGUAAAGAGAGGGAUUGUGAGGGGAAGCACUAUGAGGAGGAGGAGGACUGUAAGCAGUGGAACUGUGAGGGGAGAGAUUGUGGGGGGAAAGGUUGUGGGGAUUCUUAUGAGAAUGAAUGUGGGGCGUAUGACUACAGGGGUUUCUAUGGACCAGGUGGGGAGUGUGAGGAGCUGGGUUGGUAUGCAGAGCAUGCAGGUGGUGAUGGUGCGGGGUGGUGGGGGCUAGAUGCAUGGGAGGAGGAGCUUAGGGGUGAGGUGAUGCAGUGUGGCGGGGAGUAUGGGUGCGGAUUGCUGGAGGGGGAGGUGAGGGGGGAGGAGGAAGUGGAAGGGGAGGAGGGGAAGGGGAAUGAGAGGGAGGAGAAGAGGGAGGGUGGGGAGGAUGGGGAGGAGGGGGAGGGGGUGGAAGUAGAAGAGGAGGAAGUGGAGGAGGUGAAAGAGGAGGGUAAAGAGGAGUGCAUGGUUCAUGUUACAGAGCCGGGGGAAUCAGGGGAAGCUUUGGAAGCGGGAGAAACAGGGGAAGCGAGGAAAGCAGGGGAAGCAGAGAAGCGCUCAGGGGAGAAGUGGGAGAAAAGAGGCACGGAUGGUGCUGUGGUGGGGACGUGUGAGUUCAGGGCGGGGGUUUUGGGAGAGAAGGAUGAGGAGGAGGGGGAGGAGUGGGGAGUGACGGUGGGAAAUGAAGAGGAGAGUGAGGUGAAGGAGGAUGGAAGGGAGAAGAUGGAGGAGGGGGGGAAAGGGGGAAUAAGGGAAAUGAAGGAGGAUGAGGAGGAAUGGGGCUGGGAGGAGGAGGUGAUGGUGGAUAAGGGGGGAAUGGAUGAGGGCAGCGGACGGAAAGGGAGGCGAUGGGCUCUGCGGGGGGAUACGGAUGGAGGGAAGGGCGGUGAAGAUGGAGGGAAGAGUGGUGCAGAUGGUGGGAAAAAGGGUGCGGAUGGAGGAAAAGGGAGUCUGACUGUGGAUGAGGUUGGGGAGCUUGCAGUGAGAGGCAGGGUAGAAGUGGGGAGGACGGAUGCAGAGCAGCAGAGAGAGAAGGUGAAGAGUGAGGCAGUGCACAAUGAGGUCCGAGAGGGCUGGGAAAAGGAGGACGGGGGAAUGGGAGAACCAGGGACGAAGGAGGGGAGGGAGCAUUUGGAAGGGAGGGAGCGGAAGGGAGGGAGGGACGAGAGGCUGAGGAGACACAGGGAUGGGGUGGAGAUUGGGGAGGGGAGAAGAGUAGGCGAGGGAUGUGAGGAGCAGGAGUGCAAGAGAGUGAAGCGUGGGGAAGGUGGAGGAAUGAUUAGAGUGGCGAGGACAGGUUCUGAUUGUGUUGAAGGGGAUACUGUAGACGGGAAUACUGCCGAGAACGCUACUGUUGAAGAGGAUACUCCUGUUGAGGGUACCGCCAGUUUGUUGCAGUGCAGGAGGCAAGAAGGUGAAGGUGCAGUUGAAGCAACACAGCAGGCAGGUCAUUGUCCGAAACUCUCUACUCCUUUGGUUGCUGGGGAAAGCACACAGGCAGCUGCAUCAGCCUGCCCCCCUGGCCCUCCUUCACCUCCUCCCGUUCUCCCCAAGCCUGCAGCCUGCCAGCCCAGCCUCUGCUGUGGAAGAGCCAAAGCGCAGGCCCAAUCCCGAGACCCCCCGCAUUUUUCAGAAGCGCCUCAAGCUCAUGAUGCGUCUAUCUCACCUCCGCUUGCGAUGCCUCAGGGGCAUGUUGCUCCGAUGCUGGCACCUGUUGAGAUGCAGAGGCGGCUAGGGCCGAUUCCAGUGGAGUAUGUGGUGGUGCCCGCUGAUGCUACAGUGGCACAACUCGGCGAGGCUAUAGAGAGGACCAUGAGGGACACCUACUGUGCCAUGUCCAGAUUCAGCGUAUCUCAGCUCCCCCUCCUCGCUCAUCUGCAGUCGUCUGCCUUGGUUCGGCCGAACCUCAGCCCUCGCUGUGUACUGCUGGUUCGGGGCUCAGGCAUGGAUGCAGGCUCGGACCUGUGCUGGGAGGGAGGCUCGGAGGGGUGGGUGGUGGAGUGCAGCUGUGGCACGAGGGAUGACGACGGUGAACAGAUGGUGGCGUGUGAUAGGUGUGAGGUGUGGCAGCACACUCGCUGUGCGGGUUUGGGGAUUGGGAGCGGCUCGCCGUUAGGUUCGGGUGUUGCAUCGGAGGUAUGGGAGUGGGUUCGGUACCAGCUGGAUGUGAUUCGAGGGGAGAUCGACCCUGGGAAUCCCGAGGGAGUGGGGAAGGGGAGCAGGGAAGACGGUGGUGGGGGUAGGGGAUUCAGUACAACGGAGGAGAAUUGGAGAGACAGAGAGCAGUGGCCGCUGCAGCAGCAGCAAUGGCAGGAAUGGGAAAGGCAGGGAGGAGCUGAACCAGAGGACAGAGCCCAUGUACAGCUCUCUCUACACCGAGCCAGCGAUCAUUCCGUCUGGGUUGGACUCUCCACCUUGGUUUCAGGAGCGAAGCGAAGCCUGAUCAGACAUCUCUCCCGCGUGUUUCUGCGCGAGUCAGCGAUCCGCACAGCCAUGGUUUCCGCCUUGCGACUUCCCGUCGCGCACGUCGCAUCCGUCGCGUCUUCAACCGCUGAUUCGUCGAACUCCCGCCUCCGACCGGCGUCCUUCGCGCCUCUCCGCGUCCCUUUACCCAUUUCCAGCUCCCCGUCUCGAUCUUGCCGCGCGGAUCGCCAGUCGGUCCGAGCAAUGGCGACAGAACCAGCAGCGAUCCCCGCCGCUGCGAAGUCCAGCGAAAUCCUUCCCGGCGAGCCGUUACCAGAGGGGUACGAAAGGAUGGAUCCGUAUUCGCUGAUUCCGGCGAGGCGAUGCGGCGUGCUUGUGCACCCGACGUCGCUGCCCGGUCCGCACGGCAUCGGCGACUUGGGUCCCGGCGCGUUCCGGUUCCUGGAUUGGCUCGAAUCGACGGGAUGCACAAUCUGGCAGGUGCUGCCCCUGGUGCCACCUGGACGGAAGUCAGGUGAAGACGGCAGUCCCUAUGCUGGCCAGGACGCCAACUGCGGCAACACACUGCUGCUCUCCCUCGACCUGCUCGUGCAAGACGGCCUUCUCAAGCCUGAGGACCUGCCCCCCACGCGCCCGGUAGAGCGAGUGGAUUAUAAGCAAGUGAUUAUUGACAAAGAUCCUGCUGUUGCCAAGGCGGCCAAGGCACUGGUGAGCAGCGAGGGAGAGCUCAAGGCAGAGUUUGACGCCUUCAGGCAAUCCCCCACCAUCUCUGCAUGGUUGGAAGAGGCGGCUCUGUUCAGUGCUAUCGACGGCGAGCAGGGGGUGGAGUUCUGGUGGCUGUGGCCCAAGGAGCUCAGGGACAGAGAGCCCAACGCCUUGGCUGCUGCGAGAGAGAGACACCAGGAAUACAUUGACGAGUUCGCUGCCCAGCAAUUCCUGUUCCAGAGGCAGUGGCAGGCGCUGCACCGAUACGCCAACAGCAAGGGCAUCAGCAUCAUGGGUGAUAUGCCCAUCUACGUGGGCGGCCACAGCGCUGACGUGUGGGCCAACCCCGAGCAGUUCAUGCUGGACCCUGAAACCCGCCAGCCCACGUUCGUGAGUGGCGUGCCACCCGAUGCCUUCAGUGCCACAGGACAGCUGUGGGGCAG
Molecule: messenger RNA, 5273 nt
Organism: Closterium sp. Yama58-4
Lineage: Eukaryota; Viridiplantae; Streptophyta; Zygnematophyceae; Desmidiales; Closteriaceae
Source: the annotation of a GenBank genome assembly